GACACGGAAGUGGCCUGCUGUUGCAAGAGGGACGGGCCAGGCAGAUGCCAACAUGGCAGCGGUUGGAUCUGGCGGUUCCACCGCGGCUACCGGGCCAGGGGCGGUCUCCACGGGGGCGUUGGAACCUGGGACCGUGAGUGCGGCUCACCGGCGCCUCAAAUAUAUAUCCCUGGCCGUGCUGGUGGUCCAGAAUGCCUCCCUCAUCCUCAGCAUCCGCUACACCCGCACACUACCUGGGGACCGUUUCUUUGCCACUACUGCUGUGGUCAUGGCCGAGGUGCUCAAAGGUCUCACCUGCCUGCUGCUGCUCUUCGCACAGAAGAGGGGUAACGUGAAGCACCUGGUCCUUUUCCUCCACGAGGCUGUCCUGGUGCAAUAUGUGGACACAUUCAAGCUUGCAGUGCCCUCUCUCAUCUACACCUUGCAGAAUAACCUCCAGUAUGUUGCCAUCUCCAACCUGCCAGCUGCCACUUUCCAGCCUUCCCCGAGGUGCAGCCAAAGCCAUAGCUUCCACUUCCACCUCUGCCUCCGGGCCCUGCACUCACCAGCAGCCUCCUGGGCAGCCACCACCACCGCAGCUACCUUCCCACCGAGGAGACCUCAGCACGGAGCCCUUUCUGCCAAAGUCAGUGCUGGUGAAGUGAGGGCUGGCAGCAGCUCGGGGAGACAGGGAGGGGGACUGGGUGGAGGGUGUUGGGCAUCUCGCAGGACCCAUCUGCCACUGGGGCCUGGCUCCUCUGGGGUUGGAAAUCUUUUUCUCCCAGGUCAUUGAGACAAACACAGGGGCGUGGGGCUGGGCAGGCAUUACACGAAACCUUCCUUGUCCACUGACCGCCCCCACCUCCCCUGGAGGGACUUUUAGAGCCACCUCCUCUGCCUCAGGCUAACCACCUUGAGGACCAGGUUGGGGUAUCAUCAUUUAAGGCCUUUUGUCUGUCCUGCCCCCUUCCUCCCCCCUCAGCCGGAGGGGUCCUGUCUCAUGCCUGAGAGAGUCCCUCCCGGCAAUCCCGCCACCUUUGUCAGGACAACAUGGACAAAAACCCUACAGCUCUUUCAUGACUGAUGCCUAACCUGUGGGGUUCCGUUUCCCACAGCUCUAGGCCCCUCCCUCACUACCGCACUGGAUCAUGUUAGCAGCUGUCUGUCUAUGGCCUUCAGGCAGCUUCCCUGACACAGAGACCCCUGAACACGGGCCUGUCGUGAGCACCCAGGGAGAGAAAGAGGCAAGAGCUGAGAUUUUUGCUGGUUCAAAAUCAAGGGACUAUUUGGUUUUUAGUGAUUUGGGGAAUUGUGUAAUCAGGUCAUUGAUGAUCCAGGGUGUGGGGGCAAAGCAGGGAGGGAGGGCCUUAAAGUAGCUGAAUCUCACUGAAUCGAAGACACUGUCUGUCAGUUGCCAGAUGCAGGGUUAUUUUCUGAGACAUCCUGAGAGAAAAAAAUAAAGCUGCCAACCACUCUUGCUACCCCACUGGCUGAAUGAGGCACCCUUACUUCCUUACUCCAUGGGGGGGGGUGCCUUAAUGUUGCUGAAAUAUGGAACCUGCCGUAUGCACUCCUCAAAGCUUAUUAACUAACCCCUUAACUGUCUCCUGGGGAGGGGGGUGUACGCGUGCAUGGGAGAUGCCUGGGCUGUCUUUGCUAUGUGUAAAUAGGGUCAUUGGAUCUUUAUUUUUGAUUAACUUGUUGCAGUUUUUUUCUGUUUGUUUUCUAAGGAACUGUAAUGAACAAAUGUCAGGAUACCUAAUGCCAAAUAAAGAUAUUGUAUUUAUUUAG
Molecule: messenger RNA, 1770 nt
Organism: Artibeus jamaicensis (Jamaican fruit-eating bat)
Lineage: Eukaryota; Metazoa; Chordata; Mammalia; Chiroptera; Phyllostomidae
Gene: SLC35A2
Product: solute carrier family 35 member A2
Exons: 4
Coding region: 53-772 (239 amino acids)
Biological process (GO): pyrimidine nucleotide-sugar transmembrane transport
Cellular component (GO): Golgi membrane
Molecular function (GO): UDP-galactose transmembrane transporter activity
Source: RefSeq, a predicted model, not a curated record